CCAUGUAUGUAUGUAUGUUAUAUCUGUGUUUGUGUAUGCGGCAGGAAAAUUUGAGUUGCAGAAUAUUUACAAGGAAUCCUGCAGAGAAUUAGCGAUCUGAAAGACCAAGGAAGCAUUCAGACCCAACAUGGCCCUGCAGACGUACGGGGACAAGCCGGUGGCCUUCCAGCUAGAGGAGGGCGGCGAGUACUACUACGUGGGCUCCGAGGUGGGCAACUACAUGCGCCACUUCCGCGGAAUCCUGUACAAAAAGUACCCGGGCAUGACCCGCAUCGUCCUGUCCAACGAGGAGCGCAAGCGGCUGGCCGAGUCCGGCCUAAGUUCCCACAUCCUGGCCAGCUCCGUCUCGCUGCUCCGAGCCGUGGAGGUGGACGACAUCAUGGCCGGCAACGAUGAAAAGUACCGCGCCGUCUCCGUGAACACCUCCGACACGCCAGUUCCGCGGGAGAGCAAGUCGAAGAAGCAGCCGCAGUAUGUGCCCACCAUGCCCAACUCCAGCCACCUGGACGCAGUGCCCCAGGCCACGCCCAUCAACCGCAAUAGAGUGCACACGAAGAAGGUUCGCACAUUCCCGAUGUGUUUCGAUGACACGGAUCCCACGGCCAGCCUGGAGAAUGCGGCGCAGAAGGAGUGCCUGGUGCCCAUCCGACUGGACAUGGAGCUGGAGGGCCAGAAGCUGCGCGACACCUUCACCUGGAACAAGAACGAGAGCAUGAUCACGCCUGAGCAGUUCGCGGAGGUUCUCUGCGACGACCUGGACCUCAAUCCCCUGCCCUUUGUGCCGGCGAUCGCGCAGGCCAUCCGGCAGCAAAUCGAGGCUUUUCCCAACGAUCCGCCCAUCCUCGAGGAGAGCUGCGACCAGCGGGUGAUCGUCAAACUAAACAUUCACGUGGGCAACACCUCGCUCGUCGACCAGGUCGAGUGGGACAUGUCCGAGAAGAACAACAACCCGGAGGAGUUCGCCAUAAAGCUGUGUGCGGAGUUGGGAUUGGGCGGCGAGUUUGUCACGGCCAUUGCCUACAGCAUUCGGGGCCAGCUAUCCUGGCAUUGUCGCACGUAUGCCUUCAGUGAGGCCCCGCUUUCAACAAUAGACGUGCCGUUCCGGAAUCCCAGCGACGCCGACGCGUGGGCCCCAUUCCUAGAGACGCUUACCGACGCCGAGAUGGAGAAGAAGAUCCGCGACCAGGACCGCAACACGCGCAGGAUGCGGCGACUAGCCAACACCACAACCGGCUGGUGAUCUUCGUAAUAUGUCACUAAAGUAAUCCUCCCAAUAAGUACUAUUAUUCAUCUCAAAUAAAUGUGUGUCUGUCAAUUUUAAA
Molecule: messenger RNA, 1322 nt
Organism: Drosophila takahashii
Lineage: Eukaryota; Metazoa; Arthropoda; Insecta; Diptera; Drosophilidae
Gene: Snr1
Product: SWI/SNF related, matrix associated, actin dependent regulator of chromatin, subfamily b, member 1
Biological process (GO): positive regulation of pseudohyphal growth by positive regulation of transcription from RNA polymerase II promoter; chromatin remodeling
Cellular component (GO): npBAF complex; brahma complex; nuclear chromosome
Molecular function (GO): transcription coactivator activity
Source: RefSeq, a predicted model, not a curated record